AGCUUCUCGGUUAGACGGCUGAAUGUGCUGAUAAAUACUUAUGUCUGUUUUUUGUAACCUCACUAUUUAAACAAAGACACAUUUUUGGGAGAGAUGGAGUUCAGACAGCAGCCGGAGGUCAGGAUGCGAGGGACCCCGAUGGACCCCGGUGACCCCAGUCUGUUAUUUGACGACACUAGCGCUGGAGGGAACAGACACGAGCACAGCGGUGUGGGAAAAGGCCCUGAUGUGUAUCCGGGACAGGCUUUGCUCUCAGACCCCAUGUCUAACCUCGCCAUGGCCUACGGCAGCAGCCUGGCCUCCCACGGCAAAGAGAUGAUGGACAAGAACCUGGAUCGGUUCAUCCCCAUCUCUAAGCUGAAGUACUACUUUGCAGUAGACACUGUAUAUGUGGGCAAGAAGCUUGGACUGCUGGUGUUUCCGUACAUGCAUGACAACUGGGAGGUGAGCUAUCAGCAGGACACUCCAGUCGCCCCGCGGUUUGAUGUCAACGCCCCUGAUCUCUACAUUCCCGUGGUGGGUUUCAUUACGUAUAUCCUGGUAGCAGGACUGGCUCUGGGCACACAGAACCGGAUGUUUGUGGGAGUGUUAGCAGGACUUCGGUUCGGCCAGAUGGGAUAUUACCUCUCACUGCUCUGGUGCUGCGUCUCUACUUUUGUUUUUACGAUUCGCACAAUACGGUUAAAGAUUCUGUCUGAAGCAGCUGCAGAGGGACGGUUAGUGCGAGAAGCAAAAAACCAGCUGCGAAUGUACCUGACGAUGGCCAUCGCUGCAGCUCAGCCCGUGUUCAUGUACUGGCUGACCUUUCAUCUGGUCAGAUAAGAGCCACGGGUGUCGUUUCUACCGCAGCAGUCACAAACGACUAGAGACUCGAGCCUAUUUGCACACACAUAAUAAACCAAUGGACACACAUUGUGCAGCCUCACAGCACAGUGUGAAUUACCUGAACUAUCAUUGCCCAGCGGUCUUUUCUAUGUCUUUGGUUUGUGCAUUUCUAGGAGUUCCUGUUGGC
Sinocyclocheilus anshuiensis is the source of this 1012-nucleotide messenger RNA. RefSeq names its product protein YIF1B-like. The record is from RefSeq and is a predicted model, not a curated record. NCBI's taxonomy places the organism in Eukaryota, Metazoa, Chordata, Actinopteri, Cypriniformes, Cyprinidae. Gene Ontology annotation, cellular component: endoplasmic reticulum-Golgi intermediate compartment; endoplasmic reticulum membrane; Golgi membrane. The transcript is spliced from 7 exons. The coding region runs from base 94 to 822 and encodes 242 amino acids. Gene Ontology annotation, biological process: endoplasmic reticulum to Golgi vesicle-mediated transport.